Molecule: messenger RNA, 765 nt
Organism: Emiliania huxleyi CCMP1516
Lineage: Eukaryota; Haptophyta; Isochrysidales; Noelaerhabdaceae
Exons: 1
Coding region: 1-765 (254 amino acids)
Molecular function (GO): protein binding
Source: RefSeq, a predicted model, not a curated record
AUGGUCUCUCAAGAAUGCGCAGAUUCGCACCUGCGCUGUGCGCGCCUGCUCAUCGAGCAUGGCGCCGACGUCGAUCUGCCUGUUCACGAGGAUGGUAGCACCCCGUUGAUCGCCGCCUGUUGUCUGGGCGCCAACGCCUUCGUCAAUAUGCUGCUUGAAGCCCGCGCCAACGUCGCGGCGAGCCUGCACAAUUUGACGGCGUCCGAUGGGCAGACCUUUAACGGGCAGACAGCGCUCAUGGUGGCGGCGGAACAGGCCGAGUUUCGUGUGGUGCAGACCUUGCUCGAAGCCGGCGCGGCGCAUGCUUCCGUCACAAGCCACGGCUGGACGGCGCUCUCCUUUGCAAGCGCAGCGGGCAACACGCCCGCCGCUCGACGGUGCGUCACGCUGCUUCGCGAGGCGCGCCGGGACGCGGGACGGCUUGCCGCGCCACCGACGGCGGAGGCCGCAGCGGCCGCAGACGCUAUGGCAGCGCUGCUGCUGGCUGAAGAAGAGGGGCCUGCACCUGUGCCCAAUGCGAGCAAGCGGAGCCAGAAGAAGAAGAAGACGCGGAAGGCUUCGUCUACGCCGGCGGACAUGGCGCCAGAGGCGUCCCCGCGCGACGGUGGAGCCGGCCUCUGCGUCGUCUGCAUGGACACGCCGAGCUGCAUGGCAUUCGUGCCGUGCGGACACGUUUGCUCCUGCGGCAAGUGCGCAUCGAGCCUUGCCUCCUGCCCGAUCUGCCGCAAAACCAUCGCCUCGCGCCUGCGGAUAUAUCCGUCCUGA